Molecule: messenger RNA, 2711 nt
Organism: Seminavis robusta
Lineage: Eukaryota; Bacillariophyta; Bacillariophyceae; Naviculales; Naviculaceae
Source: the annotation of a GenBank genome assembly
ACAAACUCACAAACUCACAAACUCACAAACUCACAAACUCACAAACUCACAAACCAACACCAAAUCAGAACAAAACAAAACGUAUCAACUUAUUCACUAACUCGAGAACAGCAGACGUACCUAUCAGUAUCAAGAACCAAGUCAGCAAACAAAAAGAAAAAAACGAGUCGAGUCGAGUCGAGUCAAUCAAGAAACACCAAACACAACACAACACAACAAAAACAAAACACCAUGAAGUUCAUUGCCAGUGCCGUAGCCCUUUUGAGUACCACCAGUGCUGUUUCAGGAACAACUUACCAUGAAGACCCUACUAUGCAUCUAACUGGUUGGCACAGCAGGAAUCAAGUCUCUCCAGAAGAGGAUGAAAAGCCAGUCCGCAUUGGGUCCAUUCAAGCUGAGCCAGUCCACUGGAACUUGACCGCAACCAUUGACAAGUUUUGUGACUUUAUGCACUCGGCUGGAGCAGCAAACAUGGACUUGAUCACCCUGUCAGAGGGAUUCCUUUCAGGGUAUCCCUGGUUCAACUUCUUUGCUGAAACAUAUGACAUGGCCUCCAAUGCCAAGAUAAGUCAGAUCUUUGCUGAGAACAGUCUGCAGAUAGGAAGUGCAGCAAUGGCAAGGGUUCAGGAGUGUAUUGCUGAGGCAGAAGUCAAUGUUGUUCUUCCGAUCAAUGAACGCGAUGAUAAAGGAAGUGAGUCAGCAGUGUUCAACACUGCCUUAUUCAUCAACAAGUCAGGAGAGAUAGUUGGGAGACACCGCAAAACCCUUCCUUCAUUCACUGAACGCUUCUGGUGGACUCAAGGGGAUGGAGCUGGUCUUGUUGUCAUUGACAUGCCUGAUGUUGGCAGAGUGUGCUCACUUCAGUGUUGGGAGAGCUAUUUGGCGUUGGCUCGAUACACUUUGAUGGCCCAGGGUUGUGAAUUCUUAAUGGUUCCUACACAAGACCUCGGAACCAUUUGGGAUAGCCACAUUUCAGACAUUGCACGUGAAGGGCGCUGGUAUGUCAUUGCCCAAGGACAAGUCAUGGCACCUUAUGGCGAGGCAAUGCAAGGCAGUGCCAUCACCCAGACAUACACAGAGCCUGGUGGUUCACAGUGGUACCCUCAUCUGCUUGAAGGAUUCAAGAAGGCAUACAAUUGCACCGACAGUGCAACCGCAAGUGUGAAACCGCAAAAGUUGCUCCGUGGAAACUCUGCAACAGCUGCAAAGAAUGAUGUUGGUACAGUCACUUUGAUCCCAGAACCUGUAUCUGUUGACCAAACCAAGGAAAAGUGUGCAACCUACUUUAUGGAUGGCGGCAUGUCCAUUGCCGAUCCAAAUGGUCGCUUCUUGGUGAACCCUAUUCGCUCCAACUACAUGUAUUCAGACACAGUAAGUGCAGCACAUUCUGGCUGUGUCCACUCACUUGGGCCUGGGAUGCCAGAGGAGAGCCAUUGCGAGUUUGUGGAAGUGGAUGGGUACAACAGCAAUGAAGAGUUCAUUGUGUUGACCAAUGCCUCACGAGGACAAGUGCUAGCUUCCAAGUUGUAUCAAGAUAAUGUUGGCAAUUAUGCCCGCACUGAUAUCUGGAAGGUUGAAUGGGACAAUGCCCCCCGUGAUUACAUCUUUGAAACUGCUACUAAGGAUCUCAACAAGGCGCCUGAGGCAGCAGGCAAUGGUCUCUAGAGUGCAGCCAGCAGAGUUAAUUAGAUUUGUAUAGAAGAGACCAUUUGCUACCUCCAGACUUUUCUUUUGCUUCGCUUAGCUCUGUUCUAUUUCUUUUAGCAUCUUCCAACCCAAGCCGAAUGGUCUUCUGAAUCGAUGUCGGGGUGCCCAGUAUACAAGACUAAACGUCCGUCAGCGGGUUGUUGAGUUUCGACAUGAGCCCUGGGGGUGUCCUGCUCGUCGUACGAUCUGUGGAAAGUAACCCUCCAAGAUCUCAACCGACCUUCAUCCAGAUCAGGGCCAAUGUAAUGAAAUUAUGCCACAUCGGAGUAAUACCCAGGUGCCAUCCAAUGGACAGGGUUCCACAUAUAUACUGGGGCAUUCUUCAAGUAGAUUGUAAAGUUGUCGUCACUGAGUAUGAAACGGAAAACAGAGGAACAGCCAAGAAAAGGAAUACUAGUAGCUUGGUAGGCAGCUACGGUACUCUCCUAAUCCUUCGAGUCCACUGUACCGACUUGCUUGCUCAAUCAGUCUGCUCUUGAGAUGCCGAACCAUCUACGAACAAUGGAUCUGAAUUGUCGGCAGCGGACCGCGGUUUGUAGUCGCACCUACCGUAUUGAAAUGAACAACACGCACCAAAAAAUGAAUGGUUAGGAUAUAAUACUGUUCCAGCACCACAAAGUUUCUUCGGUUAAGUGUUAACAAACGCACCGUUCACUACAGGGAGAGAAGAUGCUAUCCUCGAUUUCUUCUGCAAUUUCCCACAAGACUCUUGCUUCUGGAGAGUGUGCUCCGUACUUUUGCGUGGCAUUGAGAGCGGCUUGCAUGGCUUCUUGGUGCCUUUGGUUGUUGGUACUACUAGCAAAAAGUGGUGGCAACCUGUGUAGAAAAGAUCCUCUCUUGGUGAGGAACCCCGAGACGGCAGUUGCCAGCAGCAAUACCACUGCUGCUACUGCAUAUCGACAUCUCUCCAUCUUCUUCCAUUGCAUGCUUGCCAUCUUCUUUCUUGGCCGCCGUUGUUUGUGUUGUUUGCGUGGGAUCUUUUUGGUCGAUUUAGGAUUCAUUCC